AUUUUCCAACGCACUAAACACUAGAUAUAAAUGUAGUGUACAUCGAAAUUUGACAUGUUUGACCUUAUUUUGUAAUAGUAAUAUAUUUUUAAAUAACACAGUGUACAAAUAAAAGCAAUUCAAUUAAAUAAAUGUUAACAAAAUGUCAAAAUAUUUACGUAUUUAGUGUAAACUUAAGUGUGGAAUUUAUUCCAUAUAUUUUUUAUUAUAAAUUCAAUUUAUUAGUGUCGUAGGUAAUAAAUAAGCGUGAAACUCCUUUUUAAUAUUAUAAUCUGUUACAUGUUACUUACUAUUAGAGGGAUUAUUUAAAAAUUAUAACAUCUUUAUUCAAUAUAUAUAUCCUUGUUACUGUUAUUAAAAUAUAAAAAUAUUUAUUCGUAAAAAUGUCAUUUGUAAAAUGUUGUUUCGAAUCUACCGAGGGACAUGAUUUUCUCGAUUCAUUUGUACAAAAGUGUACUGAUCCAGGAUGUUGCUGUGGAUGUUGCUCCGCGCUCCGGCCGCGUUACAAGCGACUCGUGGACAACAUCUUCCCAGCGUCGCCUCAAGAUGGCCUCGUCAAGUCCAAUAUGGAGAAACUCACCUUCUACUCCCUAUCAAGUCCGGAAAAACUGGACAGGAUCGGCGAGUACCUUUUCCAGAAGGCCUCCAGGGAUAUUUACCGGCGGAGACAUGGGUUCGUCAUAAUAGCAAUGGAGGCAAUGGACCAACUGCUGGUGGCAUGUCACUCGCAGACCCUUAACUUGUUCGUGGAGAGCUUCCUAAAAAUGGUGCAAAAGUUGCUGGAGUCUACUGACCCGCAACUGCAGAUUUUAGCUACACAGAGCUUUGUCCGAUUCGCAAAUAUCGAAGAGGACACUCCAUCUUACCACCGUCGGUACGAUUUCUUCGUGUCGAAGUUCUCAGCGAUGUGUCAUAGCAAUCACAGUGAUAAGGACACAAGAGAAAAGAUACGGUUGGCUGGGAUACAAGGGUUACAGGGUGUUAUACGAAAAACUGUGUCUGACGAUCUGGUGGAAAAUAUUUGGGAAGCCCAACAUAUGGACAAGAUAGUGCCAUCUCUGCUCUAUAACAUGCAGUCUGCAGAAAAAUACGAAACUGUCUCUUGUAUGGAGACGGACACCCGGGACGGGUUGGAGGAGGACCCGCCGCGCCUCGCGGAGGCGUGUCUGCGCGAGUUGGUGGGCCGGGCUUCCUUCGGGCACAUUAGGAGCGUGUUGAGACCUGUUCUCACACAUUUUGAUCGUCACGAACUAUGGGUUCCGAACGACUUUGCUGUCCACACGUUCAAGAUUAUAAUGUUUUCGAUUCAGGCGCAGUACUCGUACAGCGUGGUGGAGGCGCUGCUGCACCACCUGGACGCGGGCGCCGGCACGCGCGUGCGCGCCGCGCGCGCCGCCGUGCUCAGCAGCAUCGUGGCCUUCGCCGCGGGGGACAGCGUGGGACCGUCGGUUUUGGAGAUUAUCAACAAUCUCCUAACGAACUUAAGAGCAUCAGUCGCUAGGGAUUCUGAGAAAGAGUCCGACGAGAAAUUAUAUCAAGAUGCGCUGAUAAACGCGUUGGGAGAGUUUGCAGACCACUUGCCAGAUUUCCAGAAGAUAGAUAUUAUGAUGUUUAUCGUCAAAAAGAUACCCAACCAGCGUGGAAAAGCUACCAAGGCGGAUUGUCGCCUGCAAAGUAUCUUACUCAAGUCUUUGCUUAAGGUUGGCACGACGUACAAGACAACAGAGCUGAGCAAAGCCUUCCCUGCGGCUUUCCUCGAUGCGCUACUACAUUUGUCGGGGGCGGGUGAAGUCGGAACACGUGCAUUGUUGCAACGAAUCCUACACACACUACUUGACCGUCGUGGGAACGCACCAGCGCUAACCGUGCCAACAGUGGAAUACGCGGAGUUGGGUCUCAUUGUCGAGAAGUGCUCCCGACCUGAUCUGAUAUUUAUCAGCAAACAUGGUUAUGCAAUCUUUAGCUCGCUGUACGACGGUCUACAGUUGGAAUCCAACACGGCUGAAAACAUAAGCGCUAUAUACACGACUUUGGCACUUUUGUGCGUUGAGCUCGCUUCAGAGGAAACGGUGUGCGAUAUGUUGCAGUUGAUACUGUCCAUCCAGCAGUCGGCGCUGAGCAACCCGGUGCUGUCGCUGUGGCAGCAGUGCGCGCUGCACGCCGUGGCGCUGGCGCUCGCCGCGCUGCUGCCGCACGUGCUGCUGCUGCCGCGCCUCGCCGACUACGUGGCGCAGAUAAUAGAAGCGCGUCGUGAAGAAGCUCCUCACCUGUUACCUCCUCUAUUGGAGGAUUACGACUUGUCGCCAUCGAAGAUGCCCAACAAGCUGCCAUACCUGAUGAUUGAUCAGAUGGCGAUAGGUGAAUGUCUGAAGGCGAGCGGGGUGGAAGCGCGCUUACAGCCGGCCGCGCCCUACGCCGGAGCGGGGCUGGCGCACCGCCACAGCUGGGUGGAGGCCGGCGCAACGCAAGGCAGGGAUAGCUUAGCGGAUAUAUCAGCGGGACCUAACACUGAACUAGACAGCGCUAACAGCUCGCCUGGCGUACAGAGGCACAGCGGCGCGAGCGAGGGCGUGAGCCUGGAGGCGCUGCGGCGCGCGGCGGGCCCGCCCGGGGACGCGGAGCGGCGCGAGGCCGAGCGCCGCCGCGCCGCGCUCAACGACGCCUUCCGCACCGCGCCCUUCGGCCAGCUGCUGGCCAUCACGCAGCCCAAGUAUGAAAUAAAGGAGAAACUCGAAGAAAUCUUCAACUCACUGUCCGAAGAGCCACUACUAGGCGCCGGGGUCGGAGGCUCUCCUCCCGGAAAACCGACCGCAUGCACCAAAUAUUUUCCCGAACUAUUCCUCUACUAAUGGCAGAAAAUACAAUAUUGAAUAUUUACUUACCUGAUGUAUUACGUAAUCGCUUAGCAUAAUAUAUUGCUAACUAUAAUAUAAUCUUCCACGUUGUUGAUUUUUUUUAUUGAUAUUACAAUUUUUUUAAAAUUGUGAUAUGAAUAUGUGAAAGGUUAUGUAAAAUUAUGAUACCUAAUGUUUGUCAAAAUAAAGGAAUUAAUUAUCUUUAACUCUCGUAAAUAAAUAAAAAAUAUUUCGAAUCGAAUCGUAAAUCACUAUAUUGUGUUCCGAGUGUUGCAAUGUUAAAAAUUAAUGAAUAUUUUUUUUUUAAAUAUUUUGUUGUAAUUCUAGCAAUAGUAUAUGAUAUAGUGGAGAUUGACAAUGGAAUUGAUUUACUUUUUACUUGUAUUUUUUUUUGUGUAAUAAAAAUAAUCCCAUCUGUAUUAAACGUCGGCGCGGUGAUGUUAUGAUGUCUGUUUUUGUAAGCGGUAUACGGGGCAAUAAUUUUAUUUUAAAGUUAGUGAGACGCGACUUUUGAAUGUUGUUUAUUGAAAUACAACAAUGAUGUCAUCAAAUAACUGACAGACUGUGCAAUAAAAAUGACAAA
Messenger RNA from Melitaea cinxia (Glanville fritillary), 3438 nucleotides. RefSeq names its product protein EFR3 homolog cmp44E (gene stmA). The record is from RefSeq and is a predicted model, not a curated record. Gene Ontology annotation, cellular component: plasma membrane. Lineage: Eukaryota; Metazoa; Arthropoda; Insecta; Lepidoptera; Nymphalidae. The coding region runs from base 384 to 2849 and encodes 821 amino acids. Gene Ontology annotation, biological process: protein localization to plasma membrane. The transcript has 20 exons.